Porites evermanni is the source of this 16207-nucleotide messenger RNA. The record is from the annotation of a GenBank genome assembly. NCBI's taxonomy places the organism in Eukaryota, Metazoa, Cnidaria, Anthozoa, Scleractinia, Poritidae.
AUGCCGACGAGAAGCAACCGUUUUAGCAGGAUCAUUGUUUUACGACUGUUUACACUACUCUUUUUUGCAAUGGUUAAGGAAUCGGAUCAAAUUCCUACAAACUCUCCCUCUGAAUGUCAACGGAAAUGUGCCGAUGUAGCCCGGACAAAUACUUCUACCCAAGAGGUACGUUGAAUUUAUUCGUUUUUGGUAGAUGAAAGCCUUAUGAUCUGAUGUGCCAUCUUUUAAUGCGACUGCAUUUUUUGACACAUUCCUUUUCUUGUAAGAAAAAAUUCAAACUGCAAGUUAUGCUCAAUAUCCUUACGUGUAAUUAUUUUCGUCAUGCGAAGCAUUUCGGAUAAAACCGACCAAAAAAUCAUAACAUUUAGGUUUUUAUUAGAUUUUUGGACAGAUAAAAUUCAAUCAUAUUGGAAAAUUAGGGAAACGUGUGUACAACUUAAGUUUAGAACAUUUGAACAGCAUACUUUGUAAUUGUAGAACAUUAAGCCGUCAAAGAGCCCAGUGUUUCGUAGUUAAGAUGAUGUUGAAUUUGAUAAAUACUGCAACACAUUUUCCCAUUUUCUAAGAAAGCAGCGAUUAACAUAAAAGAUCUGAUUUAGAAAAUAUGAUUAGCACAGAACGUCCGAAGCAGACAAGCGGGUUCAUGUUUACAUACAUAUACAAAUGCAAUAUCACUCCUUAUCUGCCUACCUGAUACAAGGUGUCUAUAACAACUAGUAGACGUUUAUGACAGGCAUGAUAUUCUUCCUAGUUAUUCCUCUACCAACCUAAAUUUGUUUAAAAUGAGAACUCAGGGCUUUUACAGCUGUAGAGAAAUGGUAAAAUCUUUUGUCUACUGAUGAGGGUCCCUAAAAACACAAACUAACCAACACUUAUGAGCGUUUGGAUAAGCACUUAAAACCUUUCGCCGGACUUCGAUUAAGUUCUUGCAAAGUGCUACCUUAGUAUUGAAUUUAGCUCUCUCAUUUUUCUGGGAACCUGUAUAUUAUAAUUGGACAUCUUUGCGUUACAUGAAACGAAGACAACUCAGGAGAUAGACUGAUAUAACCAACCUAAAAUUAUUGCACCAUUACCAUACAUCAGUUGUAUUUUGUCUUAAACUAAUUUCAGAUAAGAGUUUUUGUUACUUGUGUGAGAUUUCGGAAACAAAGUAGAAUUUAAUGGGUCUCGGGAGUACUUAAAAUUAUCGCACCAUACAACAGACGAGUUUGUUUUUGGUCUUAUGUUGAUUGCAGAUGAAUUUUUGCUGCUUGCGUGAGAUUUUCGAAAACUAAGUGAAAUUUAAUGGCAUACUCAGUCAGCCCCUUAUUGCGGCUGACAACCCUCGGAAAGCCGUCAAAAAUAUAGGAAUGAGCGCAAGACCUGACUGAAAUGCGCAUACAAUAUUACUGAUCAAUUAGCAAAGCAAAUCGUGACUUUGUGUUUUGCUGACAUGAAUACUCAGGUUUACUAAAAAUGCAAAUUUACUUUUCGGAAAUAAGUAAAAACAGAGUAAAUGCAUUGUAUACAGUUGCUCGGUUUCGGUCAGUUUAAUCAACUAGUGGCCUUGUCUUAUACUUUAAAGCGAAAAAUCUCCAAAUCUUUUUGCAAAAACCUGAAAAACAAACAACAUCAGAGGUUUCCGGUUGAACGGCGUCGCCAAGAAGGAUUUUAUCUAGACACAGAAGUUAAGUUAGGCCAUAUAUUUGACUCUGGAAGCUGAGUGAGAGAACUAAUAAUCAAAUCUAAGACAAAAAAUACUAUCAAAUGAGAGAAAAAACUUGCAGUGGAAUGAAGAACAUCAACUAUUAAAACAAAGCUAUAGUUAGCAGGAAAAGGAAAGGGAAAUAAUUCACUACGUCACCUCAUUCUAGAAAACCACUAAUUUUUUAUCAAAUCAGGCGAAAGCAUUAUGACCUUUUCUUAUUACAAAUCAGUUCUGAUUUAACUUUAUUUUUAUUAUCACGGCACGUUUGUACAGAUGUACUGUUAACCAGCUCUGGAGAUGGCGACUUGUAGAUAAAUAAAGUGUAAGAUGAUUGAUUGUUAUACAUUUUUUCUCCUCCCACGCAGUUGUGUUUACGCGGAUGCUUGAACAGGAAAACAGGUGAUUAUUGCCACGAAUUCCUUCACCUUGUGUCUUCGAUGUUGAAACUUAUUUUUAUUUACUUAUUGAUUUAUACAAUAUUUCAGUGAUCGACCGAUCCCCUUCACCCGGAGAGAAUAUCCUUCCACCUACAGGUAAACAUUUUAAGAGAAUUCCAAGGGCUCGAUACCCUGGGUACCAGAGUUUUUUUCUCUGUCUCGGAAUGCUUCGGUGUCGGCCACAAUGCCGACGCAUCUUCGGGCAAAGGCCGAAUCAACGAGUGGCUAUGAAGACUUAGGACCUAAAUCGGAAACCACGUACGCUUGAAUUAAAGUCUCUAUAACCCAGGGUAAGGGCUUGUACGAUUACGAAAAUUUCACUUACUUAAAAUUCUGUUUUUCCAUGUUGCCAGUUUUUAUUCAUGAAGCUUAUACAGAGACAAUAUAGUUCAUUUUCUUAGUGAUCUUAAACGCCCUUAGCCCCAAUAUAUAAGCUCAUAGCGAACUCACAGUAUCAUUUUAACAUGUUAGACUGUCCAGAUUCCACGAAAGACCAGUCAGUUUUAGACUGGACUCCUAGUAGGAUUUUUGCAAGCUUUGGACAAUAUGAAAACUCAAGCUCCUGGUACGUGAAUAUGUCUUGGAGUCCCAUGAACGGUAAGACUUUCCUUAUUUGCAGAAUCCCUUUUGAAAAGUAAUUUAACUACAAUUUUAAUAAUUAAAAGUAAAAUAUAAACUAAGAUUCCUCCUUGACUCUCAUCAACACACCGCAAAGCGAAGAACGACCAACAUAGACAAGCCUUUGUAACCACCUGAAAUCACAGUUAAGCCGUUCUCACGUAUUACGAUAACCAACCCUUUUCCAUUAUACUUUCGAUUCUUAAGUUAAAGAGUUACAAGUGUGGUUUCCGACUUUCCGAGCACAACACCAAUUAUCAUUUUCUUAAAAAAAACUUACAGCAAAACUCCUUCCGCAAGCUAAUUAAUUAGGCGAAGGAAAGUCUAGAACCUGAUGUAGUGUCAAAUUAACUAAGACCUUAAUGGAGAAUGGAGGAUAUUAGGUCUACUCUGGGACCUUUAUAAGUCGACGUGCCUAAUUAAAUGGCGACUUAAGGAUAUCAUUAUUAUUAUUAUUAUUAUUAUUAUUAUUAUUAUUAUUAUUAUUAUUAUGGUAUUAUUUUGCUUCUGGAUAAUAUGUAAUAGUAAUGAAAUAUUAGUCAGAUAGAUUAUAAGUUUUCCUUAGUCCAAAAAUUACAAUAAAACUAGCUGACUGAUUGUCUGCACCUUCUUCUGCAAUGACUCGUAGAAUUUGCGAUUAAACUCUUUAGUUCUAGUUUUACCCUCAGGCAACCGAAGUGAAGGAUCAAUUAAACUGAUAUUUCACUACAAGUUGAUACCUUGGCCCUUUUUUCGAUUUUAUGUUUAAUGUUUAGACACCAUUGGAAACCGGACUGGCAUCUUGGUUCGUAUGGUUAUCACAUCGUCUAAGGAUGGAAAUCCGGUCCCUACAAACUGUUUUGUUUUUCCACCGGUAAGAAUGGAUGUGUUAUUACGCCAGUCUAGCGUCGAUUACAAUAAGUCAAACUCUUUGAAAGGUCAAAUAAAGACAGAUAUUAAAACGGGGUCUAGCCGUCCUUAUCUGCAUUAUAAUUAUUAAUAAUUAAGUGAAUUAUUAUUUCAACACUGUUUACUGCAGAAAAUUCGAGAAGGCAUAUAGCACAGACUGUAAUAAUAAAAAAUAUAUAUCUCUCUAUAUCUACUUAAACGGCUCAGUUAUAUCUCAAACAGGGCGACUGGGAGGUCUAACAUAAAGCGUCUCUCAGCAAGUCUCCGAUUCUUUUUAAUGACCAGUCGUUUUUUGUCAAUUGUGCCGGUAAUGACUGAAAACUUGUCAUUGCCUUUCAUCUGUUCCGUGAUACAGAUUUCAGGGUCGGCCGGGGGGGGGGGGGGGGGGGGUGGUUAUCUUAAAAAAAAUCCACCAAAGAACCCAAAAACAAACAAAAACAACCCAAAAACAACAAAAAGAAACAUUUUAACUUAAAAUUAAACAAAACGAAAAAUACAAACAUGUGGGGGGGGGGGGGGGGGGGGGGGGGGGGGGGGGUAGUGGUAUACCUGAAAAAAAUUCGCCAAAAUACCCAAAAUUCAUCCAAAUAUACCCAAAAUUAUACCAAGGUAUACUUUAUACCUGAAAUUCAAAGAAAGUGAUAUACCGAAUACCUGUAUUUAAGCUGCAAUAUACCGUAUACCCAAUUUAAAAAAGCCCCUGUAUACUGUAUACCCAAAAACCCUGGCCGACCCUGAGAUUUAGCCAGGGCUAAUGAGCUCUCUAUAAUAUUCAUAAUAAUGCUAAGCGGCGGGAAACGAGACCGGUGAAAAAACAACAAUCGGUCUAAUUAGUAAUUUGUUUGCACGACUACAACGUGAAACUUCCAGAAACUUCCUGGUUACACGUUUUAUGGAGGAAAUGUCGUACGUGUUCUUGUUCAGUUUUUGUCACUGCCGCUCAUUUUUACCUUGGUGGCCGCUAGCAUUUCUUAAUUUUCCACCGCCGCUACAAAAUUUUUAUGUUGUUCUUCCAACAAAAAACGUCUCGUUUGGCCUUUUAUCGCUCGUUCUAGCUGUAUGUCGCUCUUUUUCUCGUUGAGCUUCGCUGGCCUGUUGCCUUCUUUAUCUUUUUUCUGUCUCUCUCUUUCUCUCUAUUUAAAAUUUGUAGACAUGACAAUUGACCUAAGCUUAUACUCAGACAACACUUAAACAGAAACAAUUUCCCCUUUCCGUUUUCGUUUUUAUUUACUCUUUAGUUGUCUCUGCUUUACACAAGACGCGGGUGGCUAUGCGAUUUCCCGCCAAAAUAACCUCAAGUUACCAUACGUGUUUGUUAUAUUCCUAGACUUUCACUCGACUAAAUAGGGGCUGUCAUUGGUUGAUCCUUGGCCACGUGGCCUAAAAUCAAAUGUAUCCCGAUUGUGAUACAUAAGGCAAUGUACCCCGCUCGGGAUAUAUUACAGCACGUGAUCAAAGCGUGGUGGAAAGUGGCGUGACAGAAGGCGGGAAAAACACAGUUUUCUUUUUCGUGCAUUUACACAACUACUCCACAACAACUGAAACAUUAAACCGCAAGCUAAAAAGCAACGAUUUUCAAAGUUAUCCCGGAAGACAAACAGCAGCUAGUGGAGGAAAAAGAUGCAGAUAAUGAUAAGGAAAGUACUUUGUAAAACAUUCAUUCAGUGGUCUUGAGAAUUUUAUUUGUGUUCUUAUAAGUACCGAGUCGACUGUUUUGAUUCGCUCCGUUUUAAACUUAUAUUCUGUUAUGGCUGUUGAAGUGAAAGUCUAGAAAUAUAACAAAACACUUAAUGUCAGGUCCCUCGGGAAACCAGUUAGUUUUGUUUUCCCUCCAGUCCUGAUGUUUUCCGAGACGAAGUCGAGGGAAACAUCAGGACUCUCGGGAAAACAAAACUAACUGUUUCCCUCUGGAUCUGACAUUAAGUGUAUAAUGUUGAUUGAGUUAUUUUACAUUGGUAUGCCCGUGGUGCCGACGUACGGUCGGUCGGUCGGGCGGGCGUAAGGUCACGCGACUACCAAAUUUUCUCGGAUGCAUAGGUUACCAAAUUUUCUUACCCCUGGAUCUCCGCUGCGUGCGAGAGCUCCGCUAUAACCCUUUGGUUGCCUCUGUUCAACUGUUGCUUAGCGUUGUAGAAUAACCGCUUCCAAACAGGCAGCAACAGAAAAACAUGCAUUUUCACUUUUAAGGUCAAAUUAACUUAGGAAGAAAAUCUUCUUCUUCCAUUGUUAAGGCACAUUUCACAAUGUAUGAUGUUCUCUUUUAUUUCUUGUAGAACCAAACAUUUCUCAGAGUGAACAUCUCUUCAUUUGGCUACCAAUAUCCAGGCUAUAUUUUCGUAAACGUAAGUAUAUCAAGUGUACUUGAUAUGAAAAUUGGCUACUUGUUAUCACAUUGCAAUAACAAGUAGGCGAUUUUCAUUUCACUUGUGACAAGUGUUAAUGACCAUGAACAGGGACUAAAGCUAUGCCAAAUAACUUUUAUUUCCUACUGUAUGUUUAGAUUCUUGCCCUCCCAUAUCGUGCAGACAUUUCAGAUGCUCGAGUGAUGUUUCCACCAAACCUGCGUAAGUGUAGCACUUUAAGUUAUUUUAAACAUUAAUUCUGCAUUGGAAAUUUUUUCAACAAGGAGCUUAUUUAAGCAAACACCAUAGCAAUAUUGUUUAUAGGAAACUUAAAAUACCAAGAGAAAGGCAUGGAUAGCUUUUGGUAAAUGAUUUCAGAGUUUUGCCGGUUCCUUCUUUCCUUCUUUAUCGUUAUGCGACUGAAUGGGAUUUUGAAUUUUCUUUUCUUUUUUUCCCGUCAUUUAAAAAACUUGAAUAGGUUUUUUUUCUUUUAAAUUUUUACGUUGUAGCUUCCUUAUGACACCUUAUGUGUUUUGUCACCUAUCGCUUCAGUCCAUCUCGCAAAUCAACUUGAAUGGAGUAAGGUGAAAUUUGAAACAAGAUUUUCCCGACGCUCAAAUAUGCAAGCAAAUUGAAAUUGAAAUUCAUUCCCGUUUAUUACAAAGUUUAUUUCAAUCGCGGAUACUUAAAGACAUUCUUGAUAUAUUAUUUUUUCCUGCGAUAGUGUUAACCGAUCAAACAAAUAUAUAAGCAACUGCCAUAAGAUGAUUUACUCAACAAUGUCUACCUUCAAAAGCCAUCAUUAAAAGAUGGAAUCGGUCUACGCCUAAUAUAAUUGUGCUAAAUUUAGUCACUUCGAAAUCAGUUAUUCAUUUCAAUUUUUUUCGUUUUCUAGCAACGCUCAAAGCCACCACGACAGCAGGUAAAGUAAACGAGGACACUUUCUUCAUAACAAUGCGCUCCUGACUGUUUUUUUCUUUUAAUACGGCUUGUUCAUUAUCGUUAAUAUAUGUAUCUAUUUUCCUUUGCAAAACCAACCGUAAGAACUAUAGCUUUUGGUAAAUGAUUUCAGAGUUUUGCUGGUUCCUUCCUUCCUUCCUUCUUCAUUGUUAUGUGACUGAAUGGGAUUCUGAAUUUUCUUUUCUUUUUUUCCCGUCAUUUAAGAAACUUGAAUAGGUUUUUUUUUCUUUUAAAUUUUUACGUUGUAGCUUCCUUAUGACACCUUAUGUGUUUUGCUACCUAUCGCUUAAGUCCAUCUCGCAAAUCAACUUGAAUGGAGUAACAAGAUUCUCCCGACGCUCAAAUAUGCACGCAAAUUGAAAUUUAAAUUCAUUCCCGUUUAUUACAAAGUUCAUUUCGAGACGCGGAUACUCAAAACAUUCUUGGUAUAUUAUUUUUUCCUGUGAUAGUGUUAACCGAUCAAACAAAUAUAUAAGCAACUGCCAUAAGAUGAUUUACUCAAUAAUGUCUACCUUCAAAAGCCAUCAACAAAAGGAGGAAUCGGUCUACGCCUAAUAUAAUUGUGCUAAAUUAAGUCACUUCGAAAUCAGUUAUUUAUUUCAAUUUCUUUCGUUUUCUAGCAACCCUCAAACCCACUACGACAGCAGGUAAAGUAAACGAGGACACUUUCUUCAUAACAAUGCGCCCCUGAAAGUUUUUUUCUUUUAAUACGGCUUGUUCAUUAUCGUUAAUAUAUGUUUCUAUUUUCCCUUGCAGCGCCUUCAAAACCUCCUAAGACCAAAGGUAAAACAAUGAAACCGUAAGAACUAUAGCUUUUGGUAAAUGAUUUCAGAGUUUUGCUGGUUUCUUCUUUCCUUCUUCAUCGUUAUGUGACUGAAUGGGAUUUUGAAUUUUCUUUUCUUUUUUUCCCGUCAUCUAAAAAACUUGCAUAGGUUUUUUUUUCUUUCUUUUAAAUUUUUACGUUGUAGCUUCCUUAUGACAGACACCUUAUGUGUUUUGCCAGCUAUCGCUUCAGUCCAUCUCGCAAAUCAACUUGAAUGGAGUAAGGUGAAAUUUGAAACAAGAUUUUCCCGACGGUCAAAUAUGCACGCAAAUUGAAAUUUAAAUUCAUUCCCGUUUAUUGCAAAGUUCAUUUCGAGACGCGGAUACUUAAAGACAUUCUUGGUAUAUUAUUUUUUCCUGUGAUAGUGUUAACCGAUCAAACAAAUAUAUAAGCAACUGCCAUGAGAUGAUUUAUUCAAUAAUGUCCACCUUCAAAAGCCAUCAGCAAAAUGAGGAAUCGGUCUACGCCUAAUAAUUUAGUCACUUCGAAAUCAGUAAUUCAUUUCAAUUUCUUUCGUUUUCUAGGAACGCUCAAACCCACCACGACAGCAGGUAAAGUAAACGAGGACACUUUCUUCAUAACAUUGUGUUCCUGACUGUUUUUUAAUACGGCUUGUUCAUGAUCGUUAAUAUAUGUAUCUAUUUUCUUUUGCAGCGCCUUCAAAAGGUCAAACAAACAGUAAGAACUAUUUCUUUAAAACACUGUACCGCAACUUAAAUAUGCUUUCCGAAAUACGAUAAUUUCUUUACGUUUAUUUUUACGACUACAUCAAGAAAAAUACAUGUAAGAUGACCCUUUCUAAAGUUACGUUCAUGUUAUACCGGAUAGCAGAUUGCGCCGGUACGAAAAGCGAUCCCGUAUCAGUGUGGACAUCGCUUAAAUGUCUGAACAGGGCGUAUAGUAUAAUGUUUUUCUAUAAUGUUUCUUCGACCUGUUGCAAAGUAAAUGACCUCUUCCCUUCUUCAAUGGUUAAUGUAAAACACUGCGUUGAAACAGUUCUUUUACAGAAGAUAAGUUUUCCAAACAAUUAUGCCGUUGAAACACUGAUUGUGUUAAAAAAGCGGUAAGGGAAGUUACUCAGUGACCUCCUUAAUUUAACUGAUACGACCUCAAUUCCGUCUUUCUAGGGUGCAACAACGAAUAUGGGGAGCUUGUGUGGUACCCAGAUAAGAUUAAAGCAAAGCCUUUUUUAGGAGAUAAUAACACCAUUUCCUAUGUGAACAUAUCGUGGUCGCCAUUAACAGGUAUGAUUGACUCAGACUGUUAUUACCAUAGCCAGCACUUGGAGAUAGGCAAAAAAGUGCCACAAACGUUUUGUACCUUUUUUGCCUCCAGUAUCCAUCCAUUUUAAAUUUCCAAAUUUCCCCCAUCUCCUUCCCUACCAUGAAGUACCAUACGAGUGACAGUUGAGCCAAGAUGUGGUCAAACCUAUCCAUCAAUAAGUUCUUCGAUGGUUCUACAAUAAAGAACAAAAGGAAUCGAAUUAGUGAUACACUAGGGACAGAAAUCUAGGCUAAUGGCCAGAAUGAUUUUCCCUGAACUUCACCCUGUUCAAAAUGUUAUGCUACCACAUUUUCUGUCCUCCAACGGUCUGGGAAGUAUGGCAUGGUAUACGUAUUUUUUUUAGUAAAAUUCAACUAGUGGUCUAUUAUCAAUGCUGCGUUCUGAUUGGUUGAGCUACUACUAGGCUAUAUGAUAUAGCCCACUAGUAGCGAAAAGGGCCGCAAAACAAUGUCUUUUGCAUCGCGUUUUGCUAGCUAAAGUUGUUUCGUCUCGAUAUUUUUGACCAACUAGUUGGAUUUUACUAAUUAAAUAUAAUUAUUUCUCUCGCCCUCAUGGCCUCUGAGUCAAUAGCCUAUUCGGCCUUCGGCCUUCAGCCUCAUGGGCUAUUGACUCAGAGCCCAUUCGGGCUCGAGGAAUAAUUGUUAAAUAUCUAGUGAUAGUUAUCGCAAAAAUCUUACUCAGCAUUUUCAAUUACCAUCCUACAGAUCCCACGGUCACGUGGAAGGGUUACAUGAUUUCCCUCUUCAUCGGUGACAUCGGUGCACCGGGUUCUUCCCCUGGCAUGAGAUGUUUCCUUUUACCAAAGGUAUAACUAUAUCAUAUGUGUCAAGAAAAGGGAUUUAAUAUGUUUACGUGCCGGCCAAUCUAUUUCAUUAUCUGGCUUGGAAGGAAAAGCCACUAGUUAAACUGUUUGCAGUUCCCCUUUUACCGUGAAAUGGACGAGAUCGAGAGCUUGCUGUAACGGGCGGCCAUGUUGGUUUAAUAUGCACCAAGGGGGUGGGCAUCGGGGCCUGCUGAUAUAGAGUAGAUAUGAUACUCUUUUCCCAGAUCACACUUACAAUCAAACCAAAAUGGCUGCCCGUUUUAGUAAGCGAUCUUACUGAAAAAUAGGGUAGCGUGAGCUCUCUAAUAAUAUGUCGACAGCUUUCAACACACGGUUCUUGCUGAAUGUGCCAGCACCGCAACACAGGCAACAAAAGCAAAAGCAAAAACAAACAUGGAAACAAAUAACACAAAACCAAAAAAACAGCAAGUAACAUACCAAACAAACACCAGGAACCAAGCAUUAUAUCAAACCACGCUGCGGGUUUUUGUUGACAUGGUAAAGGGCUUGACCGCAAAGCAAAGGUUCGUAUGAAAAAAGGGCCUUACGCCAGUCACGUGACUCCAAUGGUCACUUGGGAGUCUCUUCGGGAGAUUCUACUGCCUGGCUCCAUUAUUGCUUUUGCUUUAUCAUAAUCUAUAUCGGUACAUGCAGCAAGGCACCACAACACUGAGUUAGAUCCGCAAUGACAGGUGUUACAAACGACAGCCGUGAAAAGUACAUCGCUGAAUUCUCUUGGAAAGCGGUGAUAAUCAUUCUGAACUUUCCCAAUUUUAUAUAAACUUGACGUUUCCUAUGCUAGUUCAUUUUCAAAAGUGACCAAAAGCGACCGUUACAGAAAUAUUGUGACAAAACUAUUUAUACAAAAUUGAUACGGGGGCUGGAAAUAAGAUUAAGAAAAUAAUCACUGUUUGUGUUUUAUUUUUGAUUAAGCUGCGAUGGCCCACUAACAAAUCUUUAUAAUCUGUCUUUUAAUUUUUCUUGCUAAGAACCAAACGCACUUCAUUGUGGACUCUUCUAGUGGCUGGAAACAUCCAUGCUCAUCAAUAUCUGUCAAUGUAAGUGACAUAAAGUAACGUAAAUAUAUCUGCCAGAGUUAGGGCCUGUUAACAUGGCCGUGGUGGGACCCCAGGUAGGUGAGGUAAACCGCUUAGGUGGGGUAACCCGGUUGUCCAUAUAAUCUCUCAUUUUAAUUUGAACAAGUUCGCAUUAUGGUAGGGUGACCCGCCACAUGUUACCAAACCUACCUGGGGUCGUGCACCUCCAUGUAAACAGGCCCUUACACAAAACAAACUGUUACAUAAAUAUUUAAAAUAAACUUUUUUUUUACAAACUAAACUUGUUAAUGGCCAUUCAGACUAUCAGAAAGGCUUUUACGCGAAACAAACUCAAAACAUUCCUUUUCUGUUGUAUUCAUGGAAAUCACAAACCUAACUGCUAAUAUGGAUGUUGGGAGAACUCUCAAAAAGCUUGUAAAUCACUCGCCUUCGACUCGCGAUUUACAAGCUUUUCUCGUGUUCUCCCAACAUCCCGCGUGGGUUAUCACGCCAGUAAACCUAUAGAAAGUGUGGUCUAUUGCUUAAAUACACAGAAUGAGCUAGGCAGCUGUGACAAAGCCCCUUUAAUGGACAUGUGAUUAUGUACAAGUGCAAGACGCACAAUGGAAGAGCGUUUUCAACAAUAUGAGAGCUGGGUGGUCUGUUGACAAAUGAAUUGGCUUUUUCAUUUCAUCCUUUUUAAGGUAACGGCAUAUCCUCGUCCGAGAUUUGAAGUAGCCGAUUUGAGAAACAUUUUUCCAUCGAAGCCAUGUGGACCUCCAGGUAUAUACUACGAAACUUUUACUUUAUCUUCACAAUCUACUCAUUUUUAACCUCCAUCUCCUAUAACUCUGCCCCUUCCCUACUACCACAAAGUUAGAAUCAGAAUGGUCGUACAAAAAAGCAUCCUCAUUAGGACAACGUUGAUUGCCAAUUGGCAUUCAAAAGGAUCAAUGAUUGGAUAUAUGAACAAAAUCUUUACAGAGGUAGGAGUGGAUUUAGGAAAACGAGAUCGUUUUCCGUUUACGCGAGCUUAAAAGCGUUUUUCUAGGGGGAGGGACGGCUUACGCGUCCCCGAAGUUUAUUAUGAUUACAUAAGUUCAUUUUUUUAACUAGAUAAGUCAAAUCUGAAACAAUUAACUACAUGCAAAAAUAAUAUUUUUUGUUUUGUUGCUUUUGUUUGGUAUCCACAAGUUCAACUAGCAAGUAGUCUAACGAACGCUAUGAUAAGUUAAUGAUAGAGGAUUGAUAAAUUUAUUGACUAAAUGCAAAAAAAUAAACUGGAUAUGAAAACGUUUUCACCAAUUUCACUCCACUGAUUGAAGCGGGUCUAUCUCCUUCUUUUUUUAAUAGUGACUCCAUCGGUGUCCAAAGAGCAAACUGGUAAGUUUUCUUGCAAACUUCGUAUGACACACGAUUAUAUAACAAGGGUUUGAUAAGCCUUUCGGUGUGAAACAGUCUGGGUUAACAAAAACCAAGUUGUUCCAGACGUCACGUCUGAAACAGCUUGGGUUUUGUUAACCCAGACUGGAGUCCAGUCCCGCUCACUUCUCUUUGCACAGUUCUCAAUAUCUGAACAGUGGGGAAAUGCUAUCGUUAACCCUAUUUAGACUUGGGUUGGGGGACUUUGAGGCCUACCCCUAGCUUAAAGUUGAAGAGCUUCAAAACUCACGAACGCCAAACUCGCUUACAUUUCUAAAUAUAUUUUCCACUCAUCUGGAAACUUAGCGAACUUGCGGUUUCUAAGCUUUGAGAAGGGCGAAGCAUGUCAAUCAAUCUUAAUUAUGAUGCGUGGCAAAAUUGGCUCAAGUAAACAUGAAGUAAAAAAGAUAGGAUGUGUGUGAAGCUUUCUUUUACUUGAAGAAUUUAAAAUUUACUUGUCUUGAAAUAUUUCUUAGGUUAUUUAGGCUCUAGUGUAAAGACUACCAUUAUCAUCAAGUCGUCGUAAUGUGUACUUCAACAUUAACGUUGCCAUGUCAACCUUCUUUCGAUCGCCGUGUACUGCAAAAUCUUCGUUUUCACAAAAAAAGCCGCUAUAUUUCUAGAUUUCCUGAUUGAGAUAUUAACUUACACUUUUUUUAGCACUAGUUUUUCAAAUUUAUUAUAACUGAAUGUCAUUCAGGUUUUAAAGGUACUAAUUUGAACUGUUUCUAAUAGUGUUUUGUCGCUUUUGCUUUAUAGUGCCCACUGUAAGGGUAUCUACAAAUUCAGCUGGUAAGUAGUCUAACGGACGCUAUGUUAAAUUAAUGAAAAAGGAUUGAUAAAUUUAUUUACUAAAUGCGAGACAAUAAAUUGGAUAUGCAAUCAUUUUCCCAAAUUUAUUGUAACUAAAUGUCAUUCCGGCUUUUAGUCAGUUCAACGUUGUUUAUUUCCCAUGGAAUUUCAUUGCUCAGGAAGUCAGAUUUCUUUUGCUUCUGAACAUCCGUUGAUACAAACGUCGGGGUUUUAUUUUUCUCACAUGCCUUGAUUUAAGGAUUUUAAGCAACAUAAAUACAUCGCGAUACAUUUAAAUUGGUUCAAAAUGACAGAUCCAAGAUGACGGAUAUGUGGAUUUAUUAGAAAUUAUAUCAUCAAUACUUCACUACUUUUGUCAAGGAUAAGAAGUGCAAGUUAAACUGGACUUGGAUACUGAAAAUGAUGAUAUCAUUUUGUGUAAAUUUAGUGGCUGUAUCAGUAGAAGUUUAAAAAUUAUGGAGAGAGGCUCAGAUGCCCCCCACCCCUAGAAAUCUUUAAAGGCAUUUAAUUGGAACUGAUCAUAACAAUGAGCGAGACACAUAAAUCAGGAACCAGUACUAAAACAUUGAAAACCCAGUAAAAUGCAAAAGAAGGAAUAUACCGAUGAAGACUGAAAAACGGACUGGAAACUAGUUAGCCUUAAAAGCAGCUUUUCAAAGUACACAUCGCCUUUAAAUUAGUAGAGGGCUCAGAUACGUUUAAAAUAGAUCACGCGGGUUUAUCAUAUCAAUAAAAUUAAGUGGCGUCGAUCUCGUACAUAUGAAACAAGGAAAAUGAGAUUCUAGGCACUCUAACUUUCAGAAGGAAACACAGAGAUCUGAACAAAAGUUAGGCUGGAAAAAUGACACUUAACCUCUCUUUAGGAGCCUCUUAUUCUUUUUGAACUGGUUUACGAGAAAGUUCAUACCAAAAUCACAUUAAGAAUGAAAACCCCUUUCAGAUAAUUGUUUUGGAAAUUGAAAAUUUCCCUUUUUAUCCACAGGGGUAAAACACGACAUUGUUAAAACUGUGUUUUUGUCUGUCGGAGGCUUGGCUGGUGUCUUAAUUGUAGUGGCAGUGAUAUUUUUCUAUCGACGGUGGAAUAGACAAACCUUGAAGGAAACGCCUUGUGAAGGGCCAAAACGUAAGUAACGGUUUAAAGGAGUUGCAUCUGGGACAAAAAUCACCAAUAAUUUAGCAAUAUGACCUCGUUAUUUUCCAUCCCAUCAUCACUUUCUUCGGCCAAAGCCGAGAUACCUUCAAAUAUUUAACCUUCCAUCAAAGAAGUGAACCUUGACAUCAUAGAUAUCAAAAGUCACCGGAAGGUGCCUCGGUUUCUACAGGAGUAUAUUCAAAAAUGCUGUAUUCGAGGAUUAGUAGCUUCCUCUUCGAAAAGGCAGAAUCACUAUUGCCUUAGCUUCUGGAUUCGACCUCUUUCGCACCGCCCUCAAUAUUCCCCAUUGUUUGCCCCACAAAUUUUCCUUAAGCAUUAUUUUCCCUUUCUCUCCAACAAGACUCGACUCUCGGCUUCGCUACUCGCGCAAAGUUAUUAUUGCUGUGCCACCCGCUCCCCGCGUGAACGAUUCCCUAACUUCUUAAUAUCUAGAUCAUUAAUUUUUAUUAAUUUAUUAAUUUAUUUUUAUUUUUAAGGGUUCUCAAAUUACCACCUUCAAUUAAAAAUUUUUCCUUUUUUCAACCAAGAAAUUGCAUUAUUGUAAUUUAUUUUUGUGCUUGUCUAGACUAGUCGUCGUUGUUGUUUUUUUUUAACGCGCUGCUAUUGCUGGUUUUCAGUGACACGCCAUUCAAAAUAGAUCAAAAUAAAAAUCAAAACCGUUCAAUAGAUAAAGUCCGGAAUCUGGGAAAUGAAAGGAGGUAAAUAUACCAAAUUCCUCGCCAAGAUUCAGGCCAGAAGAAUAUCCCGUAUACGAGAUAUCCGAAGAAAUGGUUUGCCCAAAUUUAUAGAGAUUUGUAUGGAGACGCUAUGCUGGUGCCCACCUGGAUGGGCACCAACAUGGCGGACGGAAACCAACAAAAACUUCUGUUACCGAGUUUUGGUACGAGGGCGUGUAUUUAUUCCUCGAGGAACUCAUAAACAAUAAAGUAAUACUUUUUCUAAUCCAUAAACUGUUAAGAUAGCAAAAUUCCCCGAAAUACGUCACUUUUUUAACCUACAUGACAGCUCUCUCGGCCGUCAUGUAAAUGCUGUAACGCAAAAGCCUAGAAAUUCAAGCGUACUCUAUCACAAAAUUAAAAACCCUUUUGAAGCGAAAAUUUGUAUAAAAAUUAGUUUUCAGCUGCUCUAAUACACCAUGAAAGUAAAAUCUCAGUAGGAUCGAUAGUUUUGUUGUUUGAAUUUUAGUGACGUCAUGUGAAAACCAACAAUAACGAUUUAACAAUUUAAUAUAAGUGUACUGUAAGUGCAAGUGGUUUCCCCAGUGAUUGGUGUUACACCAUAAAUCACGGACGGGCAAGCAGUCUUGUCCAAUACAACUUUUCUAUGUAACUUUUUUUACUUCGUUUGUGUUGGUAAUUUAAUCACUCUUUUUAUUCCACAGGUUUCAAAUACCACGCUUUUAUAAUCUACAGUAUGGUUGAUUCACAAUGGGUCGAUACAACCCUUGUUCCAACGCUUGAAAGCUAUGGUUUCAGAUGUUGCAUCCACUGGAAGGACUUUUUACCUGGCAGGGUCUUUGCACAAAGUAUCGUAGAAAGCGUGUACAACAGUUUCAAGAUUAUCGCUGUCGUAUCAAGCCAUUUUAUGAGUAGUAAUGCCUGUGGCUUUGAACUGGAACACGCCAUGACAAGACUCAUGACUAACAGGGACGACUGCUUAAUAGUGAUUAAAUUCGACAAUGCAGGCAUUGAGAGACUACCAGCUCCAAUAUUAGAUAGGAGUUACAUAGACUUUACUCGGAGAACCGAUAGAUCUACAUGGGAGUCCAAGUUAGCAGGAAUCCUUAGUAAAGCUGUUAUUGAAGACGACAGUUGCAGAACGAGCACGACAAGUACUACUGACAAUAACAACAGAUUUUCAGAAGGCAGUUCAACGGCCAGCGAAGACAAAGAUCUCAUUUGUUCGUGCCAAACAGAGUGA